AUGGCGGAGCAUCUGUUUGUGUGUUCUGGCCCACCACAACCCGAUAACGACAAUAGCGACGAUGAUGAGGAUGAUAAUAUAUUUAAUGAUGAAGAUGAUGAAGACGACAAUGAAGUAGCCGCUGGUCACAAAGUACUCGAUCAAUGCACUGACCAUCUGCCGGAAUAUCUGAGCAUUUCGCUGUCACAUGCGGUUCGACAUUGUUAUUCUUAUAGCCAGUGA
Enterobius vermicularis (human pinworm) is the source of this 222-nucleotide messenger RNA. Lineage: Eukaryota; Metazoa; Nematoda; Chromadorea; Rhabditida; Oxyuridae. The record is from the annotation of a GenBank genome assembly.